Messenger RNA from Arachis stenosperma, 849 nucleotides. RefSeq lists its product as uncharacterized. The record is from RefSeq and is a predicted model, not a curated record. The coding region runs from base 102 to 782 and encodes 226 amino acids. Lineage: Eukaryota; Viridiplantae; Streptophyta; Magnoliopsida; Fabales; Fabaceae. The transcript has 2 exons.
UUUACGGAAGUGUGGUGCAUUGUUGGGAUAUUCCCACUAAAUCCCCAUACCCCAUUAAUAUAAGAAUGCAUUUUCAAUUUCAUGGUUCAUUAGAGUGAAAGAUGAUGAGAAUAGGUGUUUAUUUGGACACCAUAUUGGUUCCUUUGAGCCUCUUCAUAACAAUAGGGUACCAUGCCUAUCUCUGCCAUAGCAUCAAGAACAAACCUUCACGUACAACUUUUGGACUAAAUAAACUUAGGAGGACUUCUUGGGGUCUCAACUUAAACCAGGGUGAUGAUAAGAAGAACAUGCUAACAGUACAAAGCAUGAGAAACACUCUAAUGGAAGCCAUAUUCAUAGCUUCCAUAACCAUUCUAAUAAACAUGGCUUUGGCAGCUCUAAGCAACAAUGCCUAUAGUGCAAGGCACUCAGUCUUCACCAGCAAAUUCUUUGGUUCAAAAUCAGACAAUAUCAUAACACUAAAAUAUGGCUCAGCAUCACUAUGCCUUGUUCUUAGCUUCUUAUUCAGCUCAAUGGCCAUAGGGUUCUUAAUUGAUGCAAAUUUUCUUAUGAACACUCAUGGAGAAUUUUUGUCUUGGAAUUACACACAAACAAUUCUAGAAAGAGGGUUCACAUUCGCUCUAAUUGGGAGUAGAUUUUUUUGUGUUAGUGUUCCUUUGAUGCUGUGGAUGCUUGGUCCUGUCACAGUGUUCUUAGCUUCAUUGGGAUUGGUUUGUUUGUUGCAUGAGUUUGAUUUUGUUAGUAAAGUCUCCAACUUAGCCAUAAACAAUGUAUCAAUAUAAUAAUGUAACAUAAGAUACAAAGUAUGAAGUAAUUAAUGCUGUGCAAGUGUGCAUAUAAUUACAGUUA